Drosophila elegans is the source of this 5335-nucleotide messenger RNA. Its product is annotated as zinc finger protein 808. Gene Ontology annotation, cellular component: nucleus. Bases 153 to 4520 code for a protein of 1455 amino acids. NCBI's taxonomy places the organism in Eukaryota, Metazoa, Arthropoda, Insecta, Diptera, Drosophilidae. Gene Ontology annotation, molecular function: zinc ion binding; RNA polymerase II cis-regulatory region sequence-specific DNA binding; DNA-binding transcription factor activity. Gene Ontology annotation, biological process: regulation of transcription by RNA polymerase II. The record is from RefSeq and is a predicted model, not a curated record. The transcript is spliced from 10 exons.
GUCGAUGUUUGGCCACCUCUAGUGCAGUGCAUCAAAAAAGUUUUUAGUUUUAAUUUUCAAAAAAAGCAAGCUAAACUUCAUUUUAUUGUGGUACACGGCGUAAUCCGACGGAAGCAAGCCCGGAAACGAAAAGGAAGACGGACAGGAUCGGUAUGAUGAGUGGCAAGGCGGGCGGGGUGGUGGUGCUCAACUGCCGGACAUGCACGCGUGCCUGCAAGCAGCACAAGCCGCUGCAGGAGGAGAUCGAGCUGGGCCCGGAGGGCAGCACCACGCUGGCCAGCAUGCUCCACUACUGCGCCGGGCUCUCCUUCGAGCCGCAGGACGGCGCCGCCAUGCCGCAGCACAUCUGCCUCAACUGCCUGCAGCUCCUGGAGCAGGCGUUCAACUUUAAGCGCAUGGUGAUCGAUUCGGACGAGCUGCUCCGCCUGGGACUGGACGAGGCGCAUGGCCACCACCAGCAGCAGCCGCAGCAGCAGCAGCACCACCACCACCACCAGCAGAAUCAGCAGCACCACCACCCGCAUCAGCAGCAACAUCAACAACUGCAGUCCGCCGAUCCCAGCGAGGAAUACGUCAUGAUCGAGAUGCUCAACGAGGAGCAGGAGUCAUGCACUGUGGAGGAACAAGACGCGGAGGCGGAACGUCAUCCGCACUCGCACUCGAACCACGAGGACGACGAAGAGUUCGUCAUCGAGGAAGUGGCCGAACAGGAGGAGGAGCUGACGGAGGAGGAGAACCACCAGCACACGCUGGUGGGCAACCAGGAGGAGCACAUCACCAUGGAGAGUGUGCACGAGUUCCAGCCCGCCGAGGUGGAGUACGUGACGAUUAAGGACGAAUACGAAACGAUUGUCACCGAGGAGGACGAGAUCGAGGUGAUGGACGAGUCAGGCGCACACGGCGAGAUAAUCGAGGGCCAGCUGAUUGUGAUACCGGCGGAGGGAGCCAUGGACGAGGUGAUCGGCGAGGAGGCUCUCGAACUGGACGAGGACGAGCGCGAGGAGCAUUUGCUGGCCGAAACGGAGGAUGUCUGCGAGGAGGAGGACUUCCUGGAGGAGUCGCUGGACUCCACGCAACUGACCGCCGGCGAUGCCCUGCCGCACGUGUGCACCGUGUGCCAGAAGGCGUUCCGCCAGCAGUGCCGCCUCAACCAGCACAUGCGCUCCCACGUGGACGAGAAGCACUACGAGUGCGGGGAGUGCGGCAAGCGGCUGAAGCACCUGCGCAACUACAAGGAGCACAUGCUGACCCACACCAACGUCAAGCCGCACCAGUGCAACGUCUGCGCCCGCUUCUACCGCACCACCUCCAGUCUGGCGGCGCACAAGCGCACGCACGCGGAGGAGAAGCCCUACAAUUGCGAUCAGUGCGGGCGGGGCUAUGCGGCCUACGAUCACCUGCGGCGCCACAAGCUGACGCACACGGGCGAGCGACCCUACGCCUGCGACCUGUGCGACAAGGCGUACUACGAUUCGUCCUCGCUGCGCCAGCACAAGAUCAGCCACACCGGCGAGAAGGCCUUCACCUGCGAGAUCUGCGGCGUGGGCCUGUCCCAGAAGUCGGGCUACAAGAAGCACAUGCUGGUCCACUCCGGCGCCAAGCCGCACAAGUGCCACAUCUGCGGCCGGGCCUUCACCUUCACCAGCAACCUCAAUGCCCACGUCCGCCUGCAUUCCGGCGAAAAGCCGUUCAAGUGCGACGUCUGCCUGAAGGCCUUUCCCACCAAGAAGCGUCUGAACAGCCACCUGCGGGUCCACAACAAGGAGACGCCAGUGAUGGCCACCUCCACCGCCAGCGGCAUCGAUCAUCGCCGGCGCGCCGCUCCAACCGGAGCAGCCGGCGGCGGAGCAGCGACUGGCCACCACCUGACCGAAGUACCUGAGCAGCCGGUGUCCACCUCCAAAGUGGUGGUGGUGCUCUAUGGAGAAACGGAGAAACUCACUUUUCAGGAAGGCAAUGAGGUCCAGCAGUUGGCCAUCGUCGUCGUUGCCAUGCCAGCGGGCCAGACCGAAUGUGUUGUCCGGAUGCAUUUUGGUGGCAUUCGCAUCCCAGUUGUCCAGGUUCUUCACAUGAUGCCCGUCCACAAAGUGCGUGGCAUCCCUGACCAGGCGGUACAUGAUGUACCCGUUGGGAUCCAGGGCGUCCAGAAUGGGGAACACGGUCAUGCCCUGUUCGGCAGUGAAGACAACGAUCUCGAACUCCUUGGCGCACUCGGCCAGAAAGUGAUCGACGCCCGGGCGCUUCUUGAAGCGCCAGCCGGUCUGGUACGUCCAGUCCGGGUGCACCAGCACAUCCUUCAUCUCCAGGACGAGCGUGUAGCGCGGCUGCACAUACGGCGGCUUGAGCGGAUCGGGCAGCAGCUUGGCCCGCGACGGCUCCUGGAUCAUGCGCUGGUAGUAGUGGAUGCUCUUCCACAUGCGCUGCACAUACUGCUGCACCAGCGGCUUGUGUGUGAACUCGUCCUCGAUGGUCUGCCCGUUGGGAUCCACCUCGGGCUUCCCGAACUCGUAGACGGCCCACAGGCCAGCGACCACGCCGCCGCCGCCAAAGAUUGCGAAGCUGCCGGAGAAGGGGUUUCAAUUUUGGUCCUGGCGAGAACCUACCCCAGCUUCAUGCGCUUCCAGGCGCGCUCAUUCUCCUUGGCCUCCUCCUCCUCGCGCUUCUGGCGCUCCUGCUCGGCGGUACUGUCCACCUCCGGAGCGGUCUGGGGAAACAGUUUGGCCAGCAGCGGGGCAUUUGCGGCGGUCUUACCAAGGGCAGCCAUGUCGCUGGAUGACUCGAUGGAGCUGCUGGGCAGUCCCUUGCCAAGUCGUCCCCAAUCCCCAAUGGACGCCCUGUGCCGCGUUUGCCACAUUUCAUCACCACUCUGUUUGCCCCUUUUCAAGCCACUUGAUAAUUUGGUUUCCGGAAGACUAACAACUUUGGCCAACAUAUUGAAGUUCUGCACCGGCCUGGAGGUCUUGGAGACGGAGCUCUUCCUGCCCCACCACAUUUGCCCGAGAUGCGUGGAAACAUUAUGGCUGGCGGUGGAUUUCAAGCGGAGGGUCCACCAGAUGGACAAACUUCUAAGACAAAGUCAUUUGGAGUUUUGCCGCAACCAAAGAAACAAUGAACCGAAUACCAAGGCUGGGAAGUCGCCUCAAAUCAACGAGGACCUUAUCUUUGACCUAGAUGACCAGGAAAUGGCAGACGAUCCCCAGCAGGAGCUGAAAAAUCAAGAGGAAUCUAGCCCAAACGAGGAGGAACACCUGAACUUGGAGGCAGAUCAGGAGAUGGAGCUUAUUCUGCAGGAAGAGAGGCUGGAUCUGGAGUUGGAGGCCCAGGAGGCAAUCGCAGAGAUGGAGCAGCAUCACACCAUUGAAGUGCUGCGACUGGGAGGCAAAACCAAGGAAGUUCAGCCAGCUAAAACUCCCAAUCCCUUGCUUAAGUGUGCGGUCGGUCGCAAGCAGCUAAGCAGCAACAGAACCUUCAAGUCCCAUUUAAGGCUCCAUUGCCCGCAAAGCGUUGGAGAAACCCUCCAAAUAGAGCCCCUUUUGCAGGCCAAAGCUGGUGAAGAUCUCUAUGAAAUUGUGGAUGAGCCGGUGCAAUCUGUAGUGAAGGCGUUAGCCACCAACGGAAAGCGAGCGAACUGUCCUAAUCCCGCGCUACAGUGUCCGGUCUGUGGCAAGCAACUGAGCAGCAACCGGAAUUUCAAGAACCAUGUAAAACUCCAUGGUCCGUUUAACAAUGGACAAGAAAACAGCCCUCAAGAGUCCCAGUUGCAGGCCAAAGCUGGCGACGAUCUCUACCAGAUUGUGGAGGAGCCAGAGGAGCAACCACUGGCGAUGCAGAAGCUUUUGGCCAGCAGGAGCCGGCAAGGGAAACCCCAUAAUCCCUCGCUGCAGUGUCAGAUUUGCGGCAAGCAACUGAGCACCAACAACUCGUUCAAGUACCACAUGCAGCUGCAUGGCACGGCCACGCCGUACGCCUGCAAGAUAUGCGGCAAGUCCUUCAAGACGCGCAACGCCCACGACGGCCAUGUAACGCUGCACAAUGCGAACAAUCCGAACAGGUGCCCCACCUGCUCCAAGGUCUACCGGCAGGCCUCCUCGCUGCGCACCCAUUUGCUGAUCCACAGCGGCAUCAAGCCGUUCGAGUGCAGCCUCUGUGGCAAGCGGCUGACCCAAAAGUCCGGCUACAAGAAGCACAUGCUCACCCACACGGGCGAGAAGCCGCACGGCUGCGACAUCUGCGGCCGCAGUUUCCGGUACUCGAGCAACCUGAUUGCCCACAAGCGGUGCCACAGCCAGGAGAAGCCCCACCACUGCCAGGUGUGCCAGAAGCGCAGCUUCGGCAGUCGCUCCGAGCUGAACCGCCACAUGCUGGUCCACAGCAGCGAUCGGCCGUUCGGCUGCGACGAGUGCGGUAAGUCCUUCAAGCGGCAGGUCUCCCUCGGCAUCCACCUGCAGUCGCACAAGGAGGGCAGGAAGCGGAAGAAGGACGAUCUGAACAUGCAUCUGGACAGCCACGAAGAGACCUGAUCCUUAGACCUAGACUUUACCUCGUACAUCUCCUUAUAUGCAGAAUGGUUAAUUAGUUAAUAGUUACUUUAUUAGUUGCAUCUUACUGAAACACAGAGGAUUAUAUUAUUAUUUAAUUUCUUUUGGAUUAUUCCCUGUCCAUUUAAUAGUCUGUUUUACAGUCAAAUAACCAACAAUCGAAUUCCCCUUCCUUAUUUAAACCAUAAAUAUUCUUAGUUCUUAGUUCAGUAUAUAUCUCUAUACUUCUUCAUAAACAGAAUAGUUAUUAGGUCAUAGUUACUUUUUAAUUUGUUAUAACUAUGUUUAAUAUUCGACACCAAAAAGCUGGUUGCUUGCUGAAAAACUGUAGAUGCUUAAUGUUUGUUCUUAAUUUUCAAUAAGAAUUAAUUAUUUUGGAUUAUUCCCAGUUCACUUAAGUCACUUUUAAAGUAAAAUAACCAAGAAGUAAACGAAAUUCACUUGCUUCUCUAAAGCAUAAAUAAUUUAGUAUUUAAUUUUGUGUAUAUUUGAAUAUCUCUUCAUAUAGAAAAUUAUUAUUUAGUUUAUAUUUUUAAAAUGCGACACCAAAAAACAGUAUGUUAUAUGUUAAAUUAUUUAAUUUCUUUUAAUUAUUCCCCGUCCAUUUAAAAGUCACCAACAAUUAUUUGAAUUCCCCUUGCUUCAUUAAACCAUAGAAAAGAGAGAAUAAAAAGUCAAGUUUUUAGUUUAGUUUGCUUUUAUUUUCGGUAUUUGCCUUUGUAUAAUAACAAGUUUUGAGUGUUACUGUCACAAAAUACGCUCUAGGAUUAAAUGUUGUUCCUCUGCUCUCAACUUAA